Molecule: messenger RNA, 357 nt
Organism: Alternaria postmessia
Lineage: Eukaryota; Fungi; Ascomycota; Dothideomycetes; Pleosporales; Pleosporaceae
Exons: 3
Coding region: 1-357 (118 amino acids)
Source: RefSeq, a predicted model, not a curated record
AUGCUACAUCUACGGGGUCGUAAGAUCCCACGCCGCGUCAGUCUCGAGCUAUUGGCCAAGGUCGGCAUACUCGUAGACUACUAUGAUUCAGAGAGGUACCCUCUGAGUAUUGUCGUGAUCUUCUACUUCAUCUUUGGGUCUCUUAUGUCUUCCGAGACGAAAAUCACUUCCAGCUUGCUACGGAUGUUGCAGCUGCGUACUGCGACGAGGGCACUCUUCGGACAAUUGGCCUUCCUAUACCACAGGAAGUUUCAGCAAGUAUUGAACGUCGACGAACGGACAGUAUCGAGGAACGGAUCUCUCAAAUUACUGAUAAUCUUUACAAGUAUCAAUUUGGUCAAGGAGCAUGCUCGAUAG